AUGGCGUUCGGUUGGGUAGAUUAUUUAGUUUGUAUAGUUGUUUUAUUAAUUUCAUCGUCGAUAGGGGUAUAUUAUAAACUAACAGGAGAUAAACAAAGGACUAAUAAGGAAUAUCUUUUAGCAAAUUAUAAUGCCAAUAUGUGGGCGGUCGGUUUCAGUUUAAUGGCAUCAUUUAUGUCUUCCAUUACACUUCUUGGAGUUUCCUCUGAAAUGUAUACUUAUGGAUUACAAUUUAUUGUUAUUAAUAUUUCUUAUGGAAUAUUUACACCAAUAGCUGCUCAUUUAUAUUUACCAGUAUUUUUCAAAUUAAAAACUACAAGUGCCUACGAGUAUCUAGAAAAACGUUUUGGAGUUACAACAAGACUAAUAGUUUCAAUAGCAUUUUGUAUUCAAAUGGUACUUUACAUGGGCAUUGUUGUUCAUGCUCCUGCUUUAGCCUUAGAAGCUGUCACUAAUAUAGACCAUGUUUAUGCUGUUCUUUUAAUAGGCAUAGUUUGUACUUUUUAUGCUGGUAUAGGAGGAAUGAAAGCUGUUCUUAUGACAGACGUCCUACAGUCUUUUUUAAUGUUUGCUGCUGUUUUAAGUAUAGCUAUUACGGCGAUGAGUUCUAUAGGAUUUAAAGAAAUUUUGUCAAUUGCUGAACAACACGGAAGACUAGAAAUUUUAAAUUUUGACCCAGAUCCAACUGUUCGUCACACGUGGUGGUCUCUCAUCAUAGGAGGAGGUUUUACUUUUUUAUCUCUAUAUGCUGUAAACCAAGCUCAAGUUCAACGUUAUCUAAGUGUCAAGGAUUUAAAAACUGCUCAAAAAUCAUUAUAUUUAAAUUGGCCUAUUCUAAGUUGCCUUAGCGUAACAACUUGCUUUUCUGGCCUUUGUUUAUUUGCAAAGUAUUAUCAAUGCGAUCCUAUUCUGACAAAAAGAAUCGCUUCGCAAGAUCAACUUAUGCCCCUCUAUGUUUUAGACACAAUGGGAAACAUAUACGGUUUAAGCGGAUUAUUCGUGAGCGGUAUUUUUAGCGGUUCUUUAAGUAGCGUAUCAAGUGCUUUGAAUUCCCUUUCCGCAGUUACGGUCGAAGACUACGUUAAGCCCGCAUUUAAAAGAAUCAAAGGACACAACCUGAACGAACCUAGAGUCGUGCUGUGGACGAAAAUCAUUGCAGCUAUAUACGGAGUUUGUUGUUUGGCCAUUGCGUUUUUGGCAAAAUAUAUGGGAGCAGUUCUUCAAGCCGCUCUUACGAUAAUGGGAGUUGUUGGUGGUCCUGCAUUGGCCACUUUCACCCUUGGAAUGUUCAUACCUAUUGGCAAUGAAGUUGGUUCUAUCGCAGGUUUAAUCCUUGGUCUAACUCUUGGUUUUUGGAUGGGUUUCGGAGGACCUAAAGCACCAUUACAAAAAUUACCCACAUGGUCUUCUAAAGAGGGAUGUGAGGAGUUUUGUAUUGAGCUUGAUGAAUUUACAAAUAGCACAACGAAUGUUCCACCUUCGUCGGAUUACCUGUAUGUUUACCGGUUAUCAUAUCAGUGGUACAUUGUAAUAUCAUUUACAGUAACUUUACUUACUGGAAUAUUAUUCAGUUGGGCUUUUAUUAAAAUAAAAAACAAAAUUAAAAAAAUUGAUACGUCACCAACAGUUGAUCCAGAUUUAUUUAUUCCACCGAUAGCUAAAUAUUUGAAAAAAAAAUUAAAUAAAAUUCAGAUAAACGACGUUGAAAGUAGAAGUUCUGGAGUGACUUUAAAAGACGUAUCUCCCUCAAAAAUAUAA
Molecule: messenger RNA, 1758 nt
Organism: Pediculus humanus corporis (human body louse)
Lineage: Eukaryota; Metazoa; Arthropoda; Insecta; Psocodea; Pediculidae
Product: sodium/solute symporter, putative
Exons: 9
Coding region: 1-1758 (585 amino acids)
Biological process (GO): transmembrane transport; sodium ion transport
Cellular component (GO): membrane
Molecular function (GO): symporter activity
Source: RefSeq, a predicted model, not a curated record